AUGCCAAGGCUAGAUCCCUCGAUGGUUGACAUUGGACACGGCAACAUUGAGGUGUAUCGUCUACACAAGCUUCAGUUUGACGAGGAUCUUCAGCGCAAUAGCCAGCAGCAAGGUCUACCUACUUGGCGCUUUGACAUGGAAGCCCUCGAGCACAUGUUUUGGGAGCUUGAGGAUCUGCGGGCCAAGCAUUCCGAGCUCGGACGCAAUUUCGACCAUGCCGUAGCCAAUCUGCUUUCCUACGGCAAAACUCAAAACACCAGCCCUGGGCACUUGUACGCAAAGUGUCUGCCCUGCUUUUACUCAGGCCUUGCCGAGCAGUCUGAUGAUGCUAGCGUGCAAGAAUUGCAAGCAGCCGCCGAGAGGCUGCAGCUGGAGGUCGAGAGGCUCACGGCCGAGGCAGCGGAGGUUCCGGCGUUGAAAGCGCAGAUUGUCAAUGCGGAGGCGCAGGCUGCGAGUGGCAUGGCCGAGCUUCAGCAGCAGGUUGAAAGGCUUCGGUCCGAAGCUUCGCAGGUGUCUGAUCUGCGGUCCAAGCUGGCCCAGCUCCAGGCAUCACCCGAAGAGCUCAAGGGUGCGGCCGCCGAGCCGCUGUGCUGCCUCUUCCCGUUUCCGGUUCCAUCAUCGCGGCUGCGCUGA
Symbiodinium pilosum is the source of this 633-nucleotide messenger RNA. Lineage: Eukaryota; Dinophyceae; Suessiales; Symbiodiniaceae. The record is from the annotation of a GenBank genome assembly.